CCAAAUUAAUUUCGUCAAUAAAACCUAAAAAUUAUUGCUGUGAUAAAACGUGGAGACAUCGAUUGCAUUUUCUUAUCAGCUUUAAAUAAUAUACUUUUUGUGAUUUUGUAGUGCUGACAGUUUUUUCGUCCUUUUUUAUUACUCUAUUUUAUUCUAAUAACUUUCAGCCCCUUUUUUUAAAUUUACCCGGUUGCUAUUGUAGCGCCACCCUUAUUUAGCAGAUUUUAACGGACAGUUUUUCACACACAGACGGUUCUACCCUCCAUAACUCCAUAUCAUCUACAUACGCUACCCAUAGAUUUGUUGAUUGAUAAUUGUUAUAGUUGAUAAAAGCCAACGUAACUUAUAGGUUAUGUAUGUACUCGAAUCGAUUUAAAUUUUUUAUUAACUGAGAGUACCUGAAAACUAUCUCCUUCGUCUUAAAGAUCUUAAGUUACCAAGAGCCAUAUAAACUAUUUCAAUACCAAAUUCUGUUGACAACUUCACAAUAUUUGAGUUUGUGUCGGAAUCGAAAUCAUUCAAGAUUUUGGUGUAAUUUCACUAAAGCCUUAGGUACAUUGUUUUAUUUGUAUUCGAGUUUUGUGAUUCCUGUGUAGUUUCCUUAGAAGGUUUUUGAUUGAAAAAAUGUCUAAUGUUAGCUAUGAUAUGGAUACAUCGGGAGGUCUUAUGCCGUUAAUAAAGGCCCUAAUUAAGCCUCCGGAUGAGGAUUUGAACGUCCCGAAGCCUAAGAAGCCUCAGCAUCCAUAUUACAAGAGGCCUGGAAAGGGUCAUAACCACGAUUCGUGCGACGCUUGCGGUGAAGGCGGAGAUCUUAUCUGUUGCGACCGAUGUCCAGCAAGCUUCCAUCUUGGUUGCUAUGAUCCACCUCUGGACGAAACUGACAUCCCAGCUGGCUUGUGGUUGUGUCGUGAGUGCCAUGCAGCUGAUGAGAACAAACCGUCAAGUUCACGUAGCAGUCGUGCUCAGUCUCCUGCUGACAAAUCUGACGGGGAGAAGAAGACUAGAUCCCUGCGAAAUAAUCGGACGAAUUCCAAAAAGAAAAGUAAAGAGGACGACGAUGAGGUCAAGAAGGAGACAGAGAGGCAGGCUGAAGCGGAGAAAGAGCUAUCUCCGAUGGAAGUGCUGGUUAAAGCUGCCAAGAUAAUGAACCCAAGGCAGUUUGAACUGCCCCGAGAAUUAAGAAUACCGUGUAUAUUUCCCGGUACUGAAAAAGAAGGCGCGGGCGAGGCGGGGGCGGGGGCGGGGGCGGGGGCGGCGGGCGGCGAGUGCUUCGUGUGCGGCGCAUCCUGCCGCGUCGCGCCGCUGCUGCGCUGCGACUACUGCCCGCUGCUGUACCACCAGGACUGCCUGGAGCCGCCGCUGACUGCGCUGCCCACGGGGCGCUGGAUGUGUCCGAACCACGUUGAACAAUAUAUCGACUGGAAGCUGGUGAACUCCAUCUCGGCGACGGAGCGGGUGGCGCUGUGGGACCGGUUCGCGGGGCCCGUGGACCAGCACGCCAUCAAGAUAGACUUCCUGCGCCGCGCGAGGAACCCCAACCCCAGGUUCAGAAUAAAGAUCCCGGCCCACGUCCGCGGGCGCGUGCGCGUGCCGCCCAUGGUCCGCAGCCACUACCGGCGCCCCGCCCCCCUGCUGCCGGCGCGGAGGGAGCACGUGCGCUGUCGGAACGUGUUAAAGAAUCUGGGAUUAUCGAGUGUACUGGAGAGUGAGGGCGAAGAGUGUCGGAAGCACACCAUCUGUAUGAACAUGGAGUGCCCGUCCUACAGCGGCGCCGCCCCCUGCCCCGCCGCCGCGCCGCACUCCCCCGCGCCCCGCCCCGCGCAGGCGAGUGCGAGCCCGGGCUCGUCGGACUACUCGGACUCGGACCUGGAGUACUACACGGCGUCAGUGAAGAGACGGAAGGCCACCGGCGCCGAGGACAAGGGGUUCGGCCGGCGAGCCCGCGCCGACCGCGUGCAGCUGCGCGCCGACGAGCACGUGGAGCAGCUGCUGGCGCUCGUCGACGAGCAGCUCAAGAAGCUCGACGAGAGACUCGUGAAGCUGCUCGCCUGGCAGCGGCUGCAGCAGGUGCUGGCGGGCGAGGCGUGCGCGGGCUGGUGGCGCGACGUGCCGCUCUCCCGGGCCGUGGCGCGCGCGCUGGCCAGGCACCUCACGCGGGGCGCGCUCGCCGCGCACGGGUUCCGUCACGUGUCGCUGCCGUCGGAGCUGCUGUCCCGGGCGGACCGCGAGCGCAUCGCCCGCAGCGUGUGGGGCGCCGCGCCCGCCCCCCGCCCGCCGCCCCGCGCCGCCCCCCGCGCCACCCCCUCCCCGCCGCCGCCGCGUGCGCGCGCCCUGUCCGACGCGUGCGUGCGGGCCACACUCUGUGCUAUCAACUCUAUGGACAGCGCGGGGCCGGGCGACUCCCUGGGCCGGCCGGUGCCCAUGCGGCUGUCGUCGCUGACCGUGGGCUCGGACAGCGGCUGUGACGUCACACUCGACCCCGCCCUUUGCCGGUGCGUCUCCCGGAACCACGCCGUUAUAUUCAUGGACGAGGUGAGCGGACACUUCGAGCUGAUCAACUACUCCGAGUUCGGCAGUCGCGUUAACGGCGUGCUGUACACGUGCGACCCCCUCGCCGCCGCCCCCGCCCCCACCCCCGCGGCGGACGACGCUCUGCCGCGCGCGCUUCGAGAUGUCGUCAAAGAGAAGGACUCCCCGCUCGACAGGAUAAAAGGUGACAUCACGGAGCCCACGUCGUGGUGCUCGGCGUGCUCGUGCGGCGCGGGCGCGGGGGCGGGGGCGGGUGCGGGCGCGGGCGCGGCGGCGGGCGCGUGGGAGGGCUCGGCGCUGGUGCCGCACGGCGCGCUGCUGCAGUUCGGGUGUCGCCUCUACGUGUUCAGCAUCACCGACGCCAAGCCCUUCCCCUACGAACAGAUCAUCACCGACCCGGCGCUGUAGCCGCCCCCGCGCCUGCUUGUCUAUCCCUUGACAAUAUUGGACGCUGUCAGAACCGGCUCGACUGUGCUCCAGCACCGCCCGGUCACCAACUUCAAGGAUAUAUAUAUUUAGCCUACCUAUUGUUGAUGCUAGACUUCACGAGCUCAUGGGGCUUAUUUAGGGAUUUCGGCAGUGAUGGGCAAAAUGUAAAAUAAAAAAAUAGAAGUUACAUUGAAGAAGUUGUCGUGGCCUAAGGGAUAACACGUCCGGUGUUCGAAUCCCGCAGGCGGGUACCAAUUUUUCCAAUGGAAUACGUACUUAACAAAUGUUCACGGUUGACUUCCACGGUGAAGGAAUAACAUCGUGUAAAUAAAAAUGAAACCCGAAAAAUUAUAAUUUGCGUAAUUACUAGUGGUAGGAACUCUUGUGAGCCCGUGCGGGUAGGUACCACCACCACCCCGCCUAUUUCUGCCGUGAAGCAGUAAUGCGUUUCGGUUUGAAGGGUGGGGCAGUUGUUGUAACUAUACUGAGACCUUAGAACUUAUAUCGCAAGGUGGGUGGCGCAUUUACGUUGUAGAUGUCUAUGGGCUGAGCCGUUAACCACUCAUCACCAGGUGGGCCGUGAGCUCGUCCACCCAUCUAAGCAAUAAAAAAAAAUUGUAAUAUGUAAUUAAGAUAUUUUGUAAUAGGUUACAUAAGUAACUAAUUACAGCGAGUAUUUAAUGUAAUUAGUUAUAAAGUAAUUCGAUUGUAAGUUGAUCUAAUUAAACUACAUAACUAAUCUAUUAUGCUAGUUGUUAACUUUACAAAAAAUGUCCUACUAAUAAUUUUUUUGACAAACAAAAAUAAACCACAUUUUAUAUACAUUUUUUUUAAUCAUCUGUAUCGUUUUACAUUUUUUUAAUCACUGGUAGGUUAAACAUUAUUUUGCUGAUUUAUAAUUUAACGUAACUUUUAAUACGACUCUUUUUCCCAAACUUUUCGUCUGACAGGCAGUUGGCUUUCGGACAAUUAAUCACAGUAGCGCACGUAAACACAUAUUUCACAGACUCAAAAGAUGGUAGAGGGCAUUCAAUUUUAAAAAUACUUUUUUCUUUCUUCUUCUAAAACUUCUUUAUGGUUUUAAUAUUUGAAAUUCUCUACUGUCUUCUGUCAAAAAAUGUCACUAUAAGUUGAGCUUUGGUUCUUGGCUCAUUGCUCUGGUUGUAUGAAUCCAAACUUGUAUCUAUUUCAAAAUAAUCGUCUUCCCUAGACCUCGUUGAAGGUCUUUCUGUAUCUCAGGUACAGAAUUUGACAUAAUCUUUAUAAUUUCUUUUACUAGUAAAUUCUUCAUUAUACAGCAUUCUGACUGACCAAUUAAUGAGGUGCAUUUUAACUUUUUAUAUUUAGGAUGUGAAAUUGCAGCUAAAGCAGCAUUUUCGGCUUGUGAUCCCGAAAAUUUCAAAAGAUCUGGUUUGCUCACUUUUUAGGUAAGUUUCAGUCAAACUGCUGCAAAACUCAUAGGCUCUUGUUUCAGCAGUUGCAUUUGUCUACUUUAUCUUCAAGGAGGGCAUUGCCGCAGUCUGCCGCGACAGGCUCCCUACAGGACGGGUACUCACGUACGUACAUUGAAACUCACGAAGUGGAGUUUUUUUAUUUAAAGCACUGUGUAUGUAGUGCUGCAGAUUUAUCUUUUAUUGUAACGAUUUUAUUCAAGGCAUCAUAAAGGCUAUUUCGUCUCGUCUACUGGCCCAUUAAAAGUGUGAUCGAGAAAAUUUUGUAAAAUUUCAGACGAAUUUGGUCUAUUUGCAGCUUUCUAUAAUGUUGUUACAUUUUUUUAUUGUUUGAUCAUGCAUUUUCGAUAAUUCAGUUUCCUGGUUUUCUAGGAUUUUAUUUGCGUCAGUGACACACGGACUCAACGUGUGUGCAGCGCACCUGAGUUUAAUGGCAAUUGUUGAAGAAAGGUUAUCUAAAUUUGUGAAUUCGUCAUGUGUACUAUCGGUACCGGAGUCAUACAUGACCUUGCUCGCGAUACAUUCAUGCGAUUUACUCAGAAACUUUUAAAGGCCCAAACAUAAUUGGUGCCACUUUCGGUAACACGCGCCACAAUAUUUAUGCUGGUUAGGCCAUAUCUAGAAAUUAUUUCUUGUGACAUCUCGUAAAUUUUGUUAUAACUAUGAGUGCCGAUAUAGCGUUGACAUGCUAAUGACAUUGAGACGUGCUUUAAACUGUGCGAAUCCAUUCAGUGGCUGUUUCACCUGGGCAGCUUCUCUGACGUCCAGACCAAACAUCAACUGUCGUACAAACAUCUAUUUACGUAAUUCAGUUUGUACGUUGGAUAGUCGCGGCGACCGUUCUAGCGACGAUCUUGAAGAACGAACAUUUUUCGAUCCUUUGCUUUUGCGAUAUGUUUUUCGUUUUAAAUGUGUUCUCACAUUUGAUGUAAAUAAUCUCGUGCCUUUUAUUUGUAUUUUAUUAGGCUGAUAUUUUUUGCAAAUAGCUACUCUUUUAUCAGUUCCUUGUGCAUCAUUACGAUGUACGAUGUAAUUGAAUACUAUUUAAUUAGGUUAGGUUGUAAUUUAGUUAUGUUGUAAUAAAAUACGUUGUAUUCAAUUCCUUGCACAAAGUAAUUUAAAUGGUAAUUAGAAUACAAAAGUAAGUAGUUACGCCCAUCAUUGGACUUCGGUGCUAUCUGCUCUAGCAAGUGCAGAGCCCCGCGGAAUCUGCCGCCAGCCCGGGGGCGCCCCCGCACGCGUGUACCUGCUGGUAGGACCUCUGGAGUCCGCACGGGUAGGUAACACUGCCCCCCUAUUUCUGCCGUGAAGCAGUAAUGCGUAUCGGUUUAAAGAUCUGGCAGUCGUUGUACUGUUACAAGUGAGACCUUAGAAAUCUUGUCUCAAAGUGGGUGGCGGCAUUUAAGUUGUAGAUGUCUAUGGGCUCCAGUAACCACUUAACAUCAGGUGGGCUGUGAGCUCGUCCACACAUCUAAGCGAUAAAAAAAAACCUUCCUACUGUUAACUCUCACGUUUAGUUAAUUAGUCAAUGCGGUCGUUGACGUGUCGGUCGGAGUGGGUCGGGCCGUGGUACUAUUUCUUUGUGUUGACGAUAAGUUCUGAAUGUAUUUUUUCAAUUUAUUCAGUAAGGUUUAAUAUCCAAAUUUGAUUUGUUUUAAUAAAUCAUUUUUCUUAA
This is a messenger RNA of Bombyx mori (domestic silkworm), 6084 nucleotides long. RefSeq names its product PHD finger protein 12. Gene Ontology annotation, cellular component: Sin3-type complex; nucleus. NCBI's taxonomy places the organism in Eukaryota, Metazoa, Arthropoda, Insecta, Lepidoptera, Bombycidae. Gene Ontology annotation, biological process: negative regulation of transcription by RNA polymerase II. Gene Ontology annotation, molecular function: transcription corepressor activity; protein binding. The coding region runs from base 625 to 2937 and encodes 770 amino acids. The transcript has 14 exons. The record is from RefSeq and is a predicted model, not a curated record.